Molecule: messenger RNA, 1176 nt
Organism: Sorex fumeus (smoky shrew)
Lineage: Eukaryota; Metazoa; Chordata; Mammalia; Eulipotyphla; Soricidae
Gene: RFXANK
Product: regulatory factor X associated ankyrin containing protein
Exons: 9
Coding region: 222-1001 (259 amino acids)
Biological process (GO): regulation of transcription by RNA polymerase II
Cellular component (GO): nucleus
Molecular function (GO): protein binding
Source: RefSeq, a predicted model, not a curated record
CAGGCGCAGUGGGGGAGCUCUGGGGUGGGGGUAGCGGCCGCGUAUCAAGUUGCUUGCUGUCCCAGCCAGAGCAGCCAGGGCGUUCAGGAGUCCGGGCUAAACCUGCGCCUUAAUCCAUACAUCAAUUGGAGGAGAAAAGUUUGUGAAUUGGGCCUCCAAGUUUUGGGGGGCUCGGGCUUGCGACACGGGGUGACCGAGGAGGCUCGUGGGAGGAUUCCCUCAUGGAGCCCCACGAGCCUGCAGAGAACCUCAGCCUGACCCCACAACCCUGCUUGCUAGAACUUGGGGACACGGAAGAGCCUGGGGAUGAGGCCCCCGAUGGUUCAGACACUGUGGUCCUCAGCCUCUACCCCUGCACCCCGGAGCCUGGGAUCGCUGAUCCGGAUACGGGGGCCUCCUUGCCUCAGGGCAGCUCCCUGAAACACUCCACGACCCUCACCAACCGGCAGCGGGGGAAUGAAGUCUCGGCACUGCCGGCCACCCUGGACUCCCUGUCCAUCCACCAGCUGGCCGCCCAGGGGGAGCUGAGCCAACUGAAGGAGCAUCUGCGGAAAGGUGACAACCUCAUCAACAAGCCGGAUGAGCGUGGCUUCACCCCCCUCAUCUGGGCAUCGGCCUUCGGGGAGAUUGAGACUGUCCGCUUCCUGCUCGAGUGGGGUGCCGACCCCCACAUCCUAGCCAAGGAGCGGGAGAGUGCCCUGUCCCUGGCCAGCACGGGCGGCUACACCGACAUCGUGGGGCUCCUGCUGGAGCGAGACGUGGACAUCAACAUCUACGACUGGAAUGGAGGGACGCCGCUGCUCUACGCGGUGCGCGGGAACCACGUGAAGUGUGUGGAGGCCUUGCUGGCCCGAGGCGCCGAUCUCACCACCGAGGCGGACUCUGGCUACACCCCGAUGGACCUGGCUGUGGCCCUGGGAUACCGCAAAGUGCAACGGGCCAUCGAGAGCCACAUCCUCCGGCUCUUCCAGAGUGACCUGACUCCUGCCAAGGGCGAGUGAGGACAACCAGCCAGGAACUCCGGACACUCAGGGAGCAGAGCAAAAGGCCGACACAGGGCCAGGGACGCCCAGCACCUGCUUCCAAGGCAGCUAGGCUCCUGGCUGGACCACAGGCAGCUGGGAGAGGGGUCCUUUCCCCAGCUGGGAACCAAUAAACCUUUUUGUGCAGAACCCA